This is a messenger RNA of Prosopis cineraria, 1957 nucleotides long. Its product is annotated as (R)-mandelonitrile lyase-like. Bases 66 to 1727 code for a protein of 553 amino acids. The record is from RefSeq and is a predicted model, not a curated record. Gene Ontology annotation, molecular function: oxidoreductase activity, acting on CH-OH group of donors; flavin adenine dinucleotide binding. NCBI's taxonomy places the organism in Eukaryota, Viridiplantae, Streptophyta, Magnoliopsida, Fabales, Fabaceae. The transcript has 4 exons.
CUGUAAAACAGAGUCAUCUUCUACCGACUCAGAAUCAUCAUCAAGAAAAUUCUCUCUCGAGAAAAAUGGCCACACGUUUCACCAUUACCUUACUCUAUUGUCUCCCUUUCUCGAUGAUCCUUGCUUCUUGUGCUCAAGAACCUCAAUCUGAACCAGAGCUACCCGGUUACCUGAGUUUCGUCUCCAACGCCACCAUCUUCCCACCGGAAGAUUACUACGACUACAUCAUCGUCGGCGGCGGCACUGCCGGCUGUCCCCUCUCGGCCACUCUGUCCUAUAGACACCGCGUCCUUGUCCUCGAACGCGGCGGCAUUCCCAAUGACAAACCCAACCUUAUGACCCAAGACGGCUUCUUGACUACUCUCAACGACGCCAACAGUUACGACUCUCCGGCGCAAUCCUUCACCUCCGAAGACGGCGUCCCUAACGCCCGCGGACGCGUUCUUGGAGGAAGCAGCGCCAUCAACGCCGGCUUCUACAGCCGAGCCGACGCCGACUUCUUCGCCAACUCAGGUCUUUCGUGGGACCUCAAGCUCGUCAAUGAAUCAUACCAGUGGGUCGAGAAGGCCAUCGUCUUCGAACCACAGCUCAAGACGUGGCAAUCGGCGGUUCGCGACGCGUUGCUCGAAGCCGGCGUUGAUCCUUACAAUGGUUUCAGUUUAGAUCACUACAUUGGAACAAAAAUCGGAGGAUCAACAUUCGAUAGCUCAGGAAGAAGACACAGUUCUGCAGAUCUUUUAUCGUAUGCCAGGGCUUCUAAUAUCAAAGUCGCUGUUUACGCUAGCGUCGAGAGAGUUCUUCUUGCCUCUUCGUCUUCUUCCUUUGCUGAUUCGAAGCAAACUGCGAUAGGUGUUGUUUAUCGUGACCAAUUAGGGAGGCACCACCAUGCUAUGACUCGCGACAAUGGCGAGGUGAUUCUUUGUGCUGGCGCCAUUGGAAGCCCUCAACUUCUUCUUCUGAGUGGGAUCGGUUCAAGACCUUAUCUAUCUUCGUGGGGAAUUCCGGUGGCCCAUCAUCUUCCCUACGUCGGACAGUAUCUCUACGAUAAUCCUCGAAAUGGGAUCAACAUUGUCCCUUCGAUUCCACUAGAGUCCUCUCUGAUAGAAGUUGUGGGAAUCACAGAUUCAGGGGCUUACAUUGAAGCAUCCUCGAACCUCGUCCCCUUCACUUCCUCUUUCCCUCACUCCUUGUUCAUCGGAGCGCCAUUGUCUCCAAUUUACAUCAUGGUGGCUUCCAUAGUGACGAAGAUAGCAGGGCCGGUGUCAAGCGGGUUUCUCCGGCUGUCCUCGACGGACGUGAAGCUGAAUCCGAUUGUAAGAUUCAACUACUUCAGCAACCCUAUCGACAUCGGGAGGUGCGUGAACGGGACAAGGAAGAUCAGCGAGGUGUUGAGAAGCAGAGCCAUGAGAGAUUUCAAGUUCAGAAACUGGUUAGGGGGCGAGGAUUUCAGGUUCGUGGGGCCGGCAUUGCCGAUUGACGAGAGCAACUUUGGUGAGAUGGAGGAAUUCUGUCGCCGGACGGUGAGCACGAUAUGGCACUAUCACGGCGGAUGCGUGGUGGGGAGUGUGGUAGACGGCGAUCUCAGAGUGAUAGGGAUUGAGUCUCUUCGUGUUGUGGAUGGAUCAGUGUUUGGUGUAUCUCCAGGAACUAACCCUCAGGCCACCUUAAUGAUGCUUGGAAGGUAUAUGGGGUUGAAGAUGAUCAGAGAAAGGGCCAGACGCAGAUGAUUGGAUUGGGUUGAAGUUUUGAAGAUAAGUGUUCAUACAGAGAAGGAUCCAUUUGAUGAGAAUGAGCACUAGUUGUUUUCGUUUGGUUAUUUUGGGCCACACAAGUUUUGUAGCUUUUGUAAACACUGAAUAACACCACUAUGUAUAUAUAUUUGCUUUCAUUGUGACGAGAAUAAGUGAACAGUGAAAUUUUAGACCAAUAAUAUCAUUGGGCUUCACAUGUUGUAUUA